AGGCGAAUUAUGAUUGUGAUGUAUGUAAACAGUUUUUUUUUGUAAAAUCUCACUCUGGUUGGCCGAAUUUUUAUCACGACGAAGACAAUGUACAACGACUACUUAGCGACACAUUUGUUUUCCUAAGGAGAAACCAACAUUCCCGAUCGUUCGCAACCUCUUUGUUUCGUGUUUUACUAACCACGAAGUUAGAAAUACAAGUCAUAAGUUCAGGUCGCAAGAAACAAGAACAAAAUCAAAAACAUGAAGACCUCAACAUCAACAAAUGCUGCCGGUGAUGAGCCUACGCCCAGUAGCUCGUCAUCCAAGCGGCCCUUUGCUCCACCUGCAACUAAUGGCUCGGCUAAUGGUAAUGGAGUAGAAGACGACACGGCCUUAUCAAGACGAAACAAACGACAGAAGAGGGAAUGUCCCUACCUCUCGACAGUGAACCGCAACGUUUUAGAUUUCGAUUUUGAACGCGUUUGCUCCGUCACCCUGUCAGAUCAGAACAUCUAUGCGUGCCUAGUAUGUGGAAAAUUUUUUCAAGGUAUGAUUUCUCUUUCACCUUAUGUUCAUCAGUAUUCGACCAGGUGAGUCUAAUCUUACAUGUGCAUCUGCAGCUUUUUACAUUUAGUGGAAGUACUUAGAUGGAAUCACCUAAAAGAAGUACGAACCUUCCCCAAAUCCACCAUUUUUAGGUCGAGGACGAGGCACAACAGCGUAUCAGCAUGCCUUGGAGCAGCAGCAUUAUGUGUUUGUCAACCUAGAAUCGACACAGGCUUAUUGCCUGCCAGAAGACUAUGAAAUUACUGAUGCGAGCUUGAACGACGUGAAAUACAACCUGAAGCCAAACUAUACCCAGGAACAGGUAAAACUCUCCUCUGGCUUUGUGAUCGUACGACUAGGAAGAGGAAAUACAGCAAAUGAAGUGGGAGGCGGGCAUAAUGGAUGGCGCUGCCCCCCGGCGCUAUGUGGCCAAUCUAGUCCGCCGGAGGGGGCAACUCCUCCACCGCGAACUUUGAGGAGAUGCAACGCGUGCCCAAUUUUAGGACUCGGAUACUUCGGAGGGCACCAGCACGCCGGCGCCCUUGUGCGCAAGUUCUUGGAAUUUUAUGCGUGAAGGGCUGGGGGGUGGGCCCUGCGCUCCACGUGUGAAGGAUGUGACGCAUCAGCCAAGUCACUUGAAACGAUAGCACAAGGCCCAGGCGCCGCGGCUCGGACACCCUACGCCCGAAGGAUGUGGACAGUUCGCCAGUCUUUGCUGAUGAAGGGCAAGGGCAUGGCGGUGACGCCGCUAGAGCCAGCGAGACACAUGCGGCGCCUCGCCCGCGCUUGGGUCUCAGGCCGGCGCUCCCUCGCCUCUUCUCAUCCCAGGAGCGUGCUGGGAUCCUUGCCUGGGGAGUACGUGGCUACAAGUUAUACCAACAUUACCUAGCCCGGCCUCCGCCAACGACGGCAGACCGGAGAAGAAGGCUGCUGGCCUGCUGUUGCUAGCGGGCGCGGCCAAGGACCUGGGGACAAAUCUGGCGGAUGAUUUGCUUAAUGGCUGGGGGCUGCCCACUCUGGGCCGCCGAGGAGAUAGACGAGGCACGUAUGAGGGGGGGGGACCUGGGAGGGCUCUGGCGUAUGUCUGUGCUGUGCAGGGUAGGAGUAGCCACACGGGGAAGGGGAGGCGAUCGCAGACGCCACACCUGAGAGGCGGCCACUGGCUUCGGCGUCGCCAUGGGUCUUCGCUGCCAGUGUGUGAGUGGGGGCGUAAGCGAUACGUCGGGCUGCGUGAUAUGAUCGGAGCAAGGUGCCCACGGGCUUGGGCUUUGGUGUUGAUUCUUGCACACGGGAAAAAGUAGAGCAGCUGCGGCAGCUCCUGGGGGGAAACCCGGAGCCAGCGCGCCGCGGCACCCCGCGCCGCAUAGGUAGAACAGCGCCGGGCAGGAUCUCAGUCGAGUCUGCCAGAAAGGCGCGCCUUUUGGAGUGGCGUCGCCUCUGUGUUUAUGUGUGCGAGGGUGAACUGCCUAGGUGCGUGAAGGAUAACGAAGGGCAUGGCUCGGGCUGGUCAUCUCAAUGUCCGCUGUAUCUGCAGGGGGCCUGGCGUUCUAGGAGGCUGGGGCCUCUGCGGAGAUUGGUGCGGGGUAUGAGAGAGCGGGCGCUUAGCUCUAUGAGGCGGCGGGGCUCGACGCCGGAUCACACGCGCGGGCUUCAGCAGGCACCCACAUGAAAAACGUCCUGACAGGGUCCAGCUGCUCGGUUUUGACAAUAAGGGGCAACAGUCUGGACCCCUGUAGUGCUAGCGUGCCUCGCUUGGGUAUCGUUUGCGCCUUGCCUCUUAUCAGUAUAAAAGGUGAGACAGCAGCAACAGUCAAGUAAGAACCACAGGGGCCACUCUUAUUGGCUUGCUUGGAGGUUACUUAUGGAUAUUGGCGUCUCUUCAGGUUGCAGAUCGAGUAGUGUAGGAAGCUUCUCAACAUAGGAACCGUUUUCCUCACAUUGAUUCUGGCCCCUUAGCGUGCGAAAUUACUCAGCAUGAUUACAACUCCAGGUCCUGAAAAUCGCACGUGGCGAAGCUGGCACGUAUCAUGCCAAAUCCCUAGAUGGCGUGGAUUUUAUCCCUGGGUGCAUUGGUCUCAACAUCAUCAAAAAUUCCGAUUACCUCAAUGUGGUUCUGCAGCUCAUGUGUGCGAUUAUCCCGCUGAGGAAUUUCUUGCUGUUGUACGAACCGCCACAGGUAAAGGCAAAUACGGUCGUUUCGAUUGAUUGCAAUGUAGUUUUGUUCGUAGUUUACGACAGCUUGUUGUAGUGUUCCUGCUUACUAGUACUCUCUUGUCCUUCAAAUCACCAUUAACUUCUCCAACGAACUGCUCGAAAUCCUCGUACACAACUCAACAACAUCUUCUCAACACAAAAAUCUCCUACUUUUCAAACAGAAACCGGAUCAGCUAGUCAAGAGUUUGGCUGAUUUAAUCAAGAAGCAAUAUAAUCCGAAGAAUUUUAAGGGCUUGGCUUCACCCCAUGAAGUGUUUCAGGCCAUAGGACGGGCAUCUAAUAAGAAAUUUUACGGAGCACAGCAUGAUCCGGUAGCGCUGAUUUCCUGGUUGUACCAGUAUUUGAGGAAGAAAUUGAAGAAUCAACUGCCGAUUGCGGACAUCCUAGAAGGCCAGAUCUUGGUGAAAGUAGCGAAACUAGAGGGCGACCGAAAGUGGACCGACUCAGUGCAUCCCAGUGUGUAUUACUUAGAAAUAUAUACUUUACAUACUUCAAGUUUGUAUUAGAAUCUUCCAUCCUCCCCUAGAUGAACAAACAGAAUCUUCAUUCAUUCCCAUUUUAUAAUAACAAAUAAUAUUUUGAAUUAUGUCCUCCUCCAUGUCCAAUACAACCAAUACAGCGUCGUCCAACUCGACCUUCCGGACGCACCUUUGUUCAAGGAUGAUUUUCAGAUUCCGCAAGUGAACCUUUUUUCCUUACUGGAAAAAUACAACGGAGAAAAAGCGCAUGAGUCGAUUGCCAAGUCUGGAGAGGCACGUCAAAUUCGAAAGUUUUCCCUCCGAAAGCUACCCCCCUACCUGAUCUUUCAGAUCAAGCGUUUCAAGCACAACGGUUACUUUGUGGAGAAGAAUCCGACAAUCGUGAAUUUCCCACUGAAAGACCUGGAUUUGAGGAAUUGUACUUUUUUUUUUCCAAAACAGACGUAACCGUGCCGCUUCUCUAUCAACUCAAGAAAUAAUGAUCAAGAAAUAUAUUAAUGACUAAGUCAAGAAAUUAAUAUAUUUUUCAACUUGCUCUAAUGACUAACUAAUGAAAGCACCUACAAUCUAAACAAUUCAUGAAAUACCUAACCCGUUGUGCAGGAUCCAUAGCCUCACCUAACCUAGCCAGUCAAUAUGUAGUUUAUGUACUUGUUGGUAUUCGAUUUCAAGAUGCAAGUCCGAAUGUCCUCGUGCUCGUGCUCCUAUAAUGACACAGAAUAUAAUGUGAAUUCAUCUUCGCGACUUUGUUCAAUCAACUUCUGAAAUUCGUCUAAUUUGUUUUCCUCAUUUCAUAAGUUGAUUUUUGAACAAAGUGCUGGUCCUCUAUUCAGACUGAAUAAGGAACAUCUUCACCCAAAUCAUCAGAUCUCCAGCCCGCUGCAGUCGCCUUGAAUCCGGAAACGCGGUAUAAUCUGGUUGCUUCCGUGACUCACGAAGGGAAGCCAAAGGGCGGUGCAUACAAAAUCCAUGUAUCGCAUAAAGCCUUGGAAAAAUGGCACGAGAUCCAAGAUUUGCGUGUUACAGAGGUGUUGCCGCAAGCUGUGGCGUUAGCGGAAGCUUACAUUUACGGUCAUUUUUAUUUGAACUAGUAGCAUUUCUGCUUCUAGUAGUAGUAGUAGUAGUACUAACACUAGAGUAGAAGUUAGAGAAACAAAGAAUUAUAAUUGUAAUUCGCACGACAUGUUCUACAUACUACAAUGAUGAUACUCUUUCAUCGAGAAUCAAUUCAACGCACUCUCUCAUACUGUAGCUUUCUGCUCAGAAGAGAACUCUUCAAGUAGUCUGAAAGUGAGUACGUGAUUGGUGAUUGUCCUCCAUUAUCUGCUCUAAUCUGUGCUGAUCUACCAACGCCUUGACGUAGAAGAUGAUGGUACGUAUGGCAACUUCAGUGCAGAGCAGUUGACUGCCGCACAAGACGCGGCUGACGGUGCCGCGAUGGGCAAGGACGAGCACUUGGAUGACUGUGUUGAUGACAUGGAGGCUAUGGGAAUUCAGAUUUCAUAG
Messenger RNA from Amoebophrya sp. A25, 4727 nucleotides. NCBI's taxonomy places the organism in Eukaryota, Dinophyceae, Syndiniales, Amoebophryaceae. The record is from the annotation of a GenBank genome assembly.